AAGAAGACUGGGCAGUGUGUACAACAUCCGCGCAUGCGCAUCCAGUUACAUCCAAAUAAUGGAGGCUGUUUGAAAUGUCGCCUGGAAACUGUAGCUAAUAUGUUACUGUGACUAUUUAAAACCAUGCGAUGGUAUUGCAUUUAAUAUUUACCAGCCAUUUACGUUUGCAGAGAGCGGUCACUAUGGACAACAGUGUUGAUAGUGCUGAGGAAGUGGAGACUGAGAGAUCCUCAUCUCCAACUGGAAUACAGUCUCCUAUAAUGGACCGAAACCCAUCACCUCCCCCAGACGCAGAUGAUGGAGAAGAGGACGGAGAUUUGGAUGCCAUUGGAGACACCGUUUACAGCAAGCACUGGCUUUUCAGCACACUGACUCGUCUCAUCCAUAUGGUGACAGAGCAUUCGGAGGUGGACUCUGAAGGUCAAAUGCAGCUCCCUGAAGAUGAUGAGGAAGAUCUAUGUAGAGUCUGGGAUAUGGCAAUGGAUAAGGAUGUGGCUGGUUUUCUGCAGGAAUUUAAAGCUACAGAUAUCCUUCUUGGGGUGAUAGCCAAAUCUCGUAGUCCACGUCUCACAGAAAUCUGUGUGGGAAUCCUUGGGAAUAUUGCUUGUUUUCCUGACACUUGUCUGACUCUUAGCCAAAAUGAAGACUUAAGUGCGGUGCUGUUGCUUUUGCUUGGAGAUACAGAUCCACCGACCCUUCUGGAAACAAGCAGAUUGCUGCUGACCUGCGUCUCUCAGAAAGAUGUCUGUUCCCUGUGGCUUCAGCGAAUACAUCAGCAGACGUCUGUGCGGUCCAACCUUCUUUUCAUCAUGUGCAGUUCUACCAACACUGACCUGCUUGAGAAGGUUGGAGAGUUGAUUGACAAACUGUUUGACCUUGACGAAGAGCUGAUGAAGAGUUGGAUCACAGUUCAACCAAGUGAGGAGGAAGAGGAGGAGGAUGACGAAAGACAUCUGGAUGUGGCCUUGUGUCUUCUUGAGGCAGCCAAGCAGCUUAGAUCAGAGAGUCCAAAUGGCUUAGAGGUUUACCUUCACACCCUCCAACUCCUCACCACCAUAGAUGAGGGCAUUCAGACUUUUGCUGCCCCUGAUGGACCUGGCAAAGCAGUGUGGGACUUUGUCUGUGACGUAGUGUGUGAGGACCUCUGUCAGCCAACUGCUCUUCCAGUUGUCUUGCAAGAGCAGAAGACCAUUUUGGUUCAGGCGUUUGCUGUGCUGCAGGCUCUUUAUAGAUACAAGGAUCAGUGGCGCAGCAGAAGUGAGACAAGUCUUCCCCUUAUCGGAACCAUUUUGCGGGUGCUUCAGUACCACAGUGAGGGCAAAGAUGACGAUACCAGCAAAGACAACACAGAAGAUGAACAGCUCCAGACUCUAGCAGAGAUCACAGCUGAGUUUCUAGCUGAUAUCUGCGUUCAGAUUUCCAAAGACACCUUGGCAGAUUUGGUGAAGAAAGGUUACCUUACAGAGAGGACUGCUCUCACGGCUGCACGCAGUUUAGUUCUAAACUUUAAGACUUCAUUUCAACACCUGUACUCCAUGCUGUCAGAGAUUGAUCCCCAAAUGGCAGACAUGGUGAGGAAACAGUUUCCUGUCUGAGGUGCCCAGCAGAUCAGAGUUCAGCACUCAUCCAGACUCUCACCACUGCUUUUUAUAGCAGCCUCUAUUUCCCCUCCAAAGAUCCUGUUUCAACUCACAAUAUUUAGAUUUCCAUUGGAAAGAGCCUAAAUGAGGAUGUCACACCACCACAAGUGU
Messenger RNA from Etheostoma spectabile (orangethroat darter), 1751 nucleotides. It is a transcript of the gene saal1, whose product is annotated as serum amyloid A-like 1. Gene Ontology annotation, cellular component: nucleoplasm. Lineage: Eukaryota; Metazoa; Chordata; Actinopteri; Perciformes; Percidae. The record is from RefSeq and is a predicted model, not a curated record. The transcript is spliced from 14 exons. The coding region runs from base 129 to 1595 and encodes 488 amino acids. Gene Ontology annotation, biological process: positive regulation of synoviocyte proliferation.